UCUAGUCUUCAAGCCGGAGCUCCAACAACCUGGAACUGCGCGACAAACAGCACCGAGGUGACGGUGAAGCUUGUACCAUGCAGCCCGGAGAGGAGGACAGCCUGGGACCGCUUAUUUUUGAGCCCUUUCUACAUUGACGGAGUAUUUCACCCCUCUUUUCUUGGGGACAUUACUGCGAUCUCAUUGAUCUGACAUACCUUCACUCUCAUCCACGCACCCGCGCGCGCUCUCGCAUCUCCGUACGGAUACCCGUUGCCGUUGAACAUUAGUGAGGAGCUAAAACAUUGAGGGAAGCACCUGAAAACAUGGAUUUAUUCUCCAUCCCACCCCGCGUUUGCUGGUGGAGGAUCCUGUUUCUCCUCAGCAUCUUCCAAGAUUAUAUGAGCUCCAUGCUGGACUGCCCACCGACCUGCCGUUGUUCUACCGCGAGCAUCUUUUGCAAUGAGUCUUACCAAGGGAAUUUCUUUCCCCUCCUGGCACUACAGGACACCGUGAGCGAUGGGAAUACCACUAACAGCCUCCCGGACCUGUUUGAGAACAUCUCCUCCAUACACAUUGAGAACUGGUCGGGCUUGCAGACGUUGAGGGACGUCGACAUGGAGUUGUACACCGGGCUUCAGAGACUGAACAUUGUGAACUGCAACUUACGUACGAUUCAAUCGCGAGCCUUUGCCAAGAACCCCCACCUGCGCUACAUAAACUUGUCCGGGAACCCUCUGAUAACUCUCUCAUGGCAACUCUUUCAGAAUCUCCAACUUUUCGAGCUGAAACUGGAAAGAGUGGUGUUUAACUGCAGCUGCAAUAUCCGUUGGAUCCAGCUGUGGCAACAGCGAGGCGAAGCCGGACUUCAUAACCAGCAGCUGUUUUGCAACAACGGAGUUUCCAAGAUCCCUCUACAGCUCAUGAACAUCUCACUCUGUGAUUUGCCGGAAAUCAGCGUAAGUCACAGUAACCUGACGGUGAUAGAAGGUGACAGGGUCACAAUCACUUGUAAUGGAUCAGGAGUGCCGGUACCGGAAGUAGACUGGACUGUUGGUGGACUGCACUCCAUUAACACACACCAAUCCAAUCAAUAUCCACCGAAUGUCCACUCCAUCAACUUAACUCUGGUCAACGUCAGCCGAGAUGAUAACAGCUUCAUGCUGACCUGCAUUGCAGAGAAUAUAGUUGGGAUGACUAAUGCUUCAAUACAGCUUUCAGUACAGUUCCCUCCUGUUAUCAUUAAGUUCGAGGAACCGCAGAAGUGGCACGACACGUGUAUGGUCUUCACAGUGCGUGCAAACCCCCUGCCCACCCUGCGCUGGUACUAUAAGGGUGAGGAGAUCAAACCGACUGAAUACGUCUGUCCAGAGAUGGAUGUCUACCAAGACAAUCUAGAGGGAUGCCUCAUGUUCAAAAACCCCACACACCACAACAAUGGCAAUUACACGCUAGAGGCCAGCAACUUCCUGGGCGUGGCCGUCAAAACCGUGUACGCCCACUUCCUGCAGCCACCUUUUGAUGACUACCCAGAUUAUGUGAGUCCGACUCCGACAGCUAUUCCAACAAUGACACAUCGGCCUGAAGAGGACACGUUUGGCGUGUCAAUUGCGGUUGGCUUGGCUGGCUUCGCCUGCGUUCUCCUUGUCGUUAUGUUUGUGCUAAUCAACAAAUAUGGCAGACGCUCAAAGUUUGGCAUGAAAGGACCCGUGGCCGUGAUCAGCGGUGAAGAAGACUCCGCCAGCCCCCUCCAUCACGUCAAUCACGGCAUCAUAACCCCGUGUACCCUAGACGCCGGGCCAGACGCUGUGGUGAUCGGAAUGACCCGUAUCCCAGUGAUCGAAAACCCACAGUAUUUCCGGCAUGGGCACAACUGCAACAAGCCCACAACUUAUGUACAGCACAUUAAGCGUAGAGACAUCGUUCUCAAGAGGGAACUGGGCGAAGGGGCCUUUGGGAAGGUGUUCCUGGCAGAGUGCUACAACCUAAGCCCCACUAAGGACAAGAUGCUGGUGGCUGUCAAGACUCUGAAGGAUCCUACCCUCGCAGCGAGGAAAGACUUCCAGCGGGAGGCCGAGCUGCUGACCAACCUUCAGCACGAACACAUAGUGAAGUUCUACGGCGUCUGUGUAGAUGGAGACCCGCUUAUCAUGGUCUUUGAGUACAUGAAACACGGAGACCUCAACAAGUUCCUCAGAGCUCAUGGCCCAGAUGCAAUGAUCCUGGUUGAUGGACAGCCGCUGCAGACCAAUGGGGAACUGGGGUUAUCUCAGAUGCUGCACAUAGCCAGUCAGAUCGCAUCAGGCAUGGUCUACCUGGCGUCUCAGCACUUUGUGCAUCGCGAUCUGGCCACACGCAACUGUCUGGUGGGCAACGGCCUGCUGGUGAAAAUCGGAGACUUUGGAAUGUCAAGAGACAUCUAUAGCACUGACUACUACCGGGUGGGAGGACACACAAUGCUGCCCAUUCGCUGGAUGCCACCAGAAAGCAUCAUGUACAGGAAGUUCACGACGGAGAGUGACGUGUGGAGCUUCGGCGUCAUCCUCUGGGAGAUCUUCACCUACGGCAAGCAGCCAUGGUUUCAGCUGGCAAAUAAUGAGGUAAUUGAAUGCAUCACACAAGGACGCGUGCUGGAGAGGCCACGGCUUUGUCCCAAGGAAGUGUACGACAUUAUGCUUGGAUGCUGGCAGAGGGAACCGCAGCAGAGGUUGAACAUCAAAGACAUCCAGAAAAUUCUUUAUGCCUUGGGCAAAGCCACACCUGUCUACCUGGAUAUCCUGGGCUAGUGUUUGUUGGGAAUGUGUGUGGAUGUCUGUCUGUGUCUAUCCAUCGGAGGAACGAACAACCUGGGAUUUACCCAAAACAACACUGUCAGACACCUACAACAUGGGGAUGGACUUAAGUGCCUGCUACUCCUUUCGAUACACUGGAUAAGUCUUUAAAAAGCACUUUUACAUUUUGUUUACCUGCAUAUAAAGAUGUACAGUUCUACUGCAAGAAGAGGAGUCUCCUUUCUCUAUUUCAUUUUUUUUUUUUUUUGGUAAGAACAGCCUACUUUUAAACUCUAAAAAAGGAAUAACGGAAAAUUGACCCCUAAAGUAUGAAAAAGUCUUUUUUUUUUUUUUUUUUUUUUUUUUUUUUUUUUUCUGACUGCUUGACAACUGUCCCAGUGGUAACUUGUUUUUCAUUUUAUAAAUAUAUAUAUAUUUUUAAUUUAUUUUUCUUUCUCCGAGUGUGGAUGUAUGCCAUGUUUCUUGCUAAGGGUUUAUCGCCUUUCGGAUAUGACUGCUCAACAUUGCCAUGUCAGAUGAUUGGCAAGGACUUUUUUUUUUUAAAAAAGCCUUACUGCGCUCUGAUUGGCCGGAUCUUCUCUUUGACUUUACAGGAAGUAUCCAACAGGGCUUUUAAAUAUUCUGAGGAGCUUUUUAGUGAAUGGAUUAACUUGAAGGAACCACCAAUCAAUACAAAGGAGUUUAUUUAAAAAAAAAAGAAAAAAAAAAAAAGAAUGUAUAUAAUGUAAAUUUCUGUGUCACAAGCGACAGUAUGUUAACUUAUUUCAUUUCCUGAUUAGAUGAUUUUAGUUCCUUGGCGUGCUGUUACGGUGAGUGAAUUCUAUAAAUAUUUUGAUAAUAUUUUAAUGUUUUUUAUUUUUCCACAUGUCCAUAGAAUGUAUGUUGAUACUUCUAAAUGAGGUUUUUUUUUUCCCUUCAUUUCCCCCUUUGUUUGGUUUGGAUGCAACUUAGAGCUAGAGAACGGUUAGUUUCAUGAUGGAACUCACCACAAAGGGAAAAUCAUGAGACGUAGCCUCGCUCCUUGUAUUCCAGAGACCAUUUGCUUCUGAAAUGAAUGUAAUAGAAAAGGUAGAUUAUUUCCCAAAGCAAGAUCAUGCCCAGAAAAAACUCAUAUUCCAUUCAUUAACUCUCAUUGCAUUUAUGAAUUGUGAUUAUGCUUCUUUGCAAACAUAUUAUAUAAUCCUUUCCCAUACUUUAAUUAAAAAGAGAUUGUUAAGCUGUCUGGAAGAACUAGCAUGUGCAAACUAAAAAAAAAAAAAAAAAAAAAAAAAUGCUAAAUUCCCUAAGAAACACUGUCCUUUCCUAGUUCGGCGACUCUUUCUUUACUACUUCCUCUAGUAACUAUUGUAGCUGCUAAUAGAGUCAUCAGAAUAUAAUAGAAGAGAGUCCAUAAUAACGUUUGGAUUCUGUCAGGUAAUAAAUAUUCUUUUCACCCCAUUGUUUCACAAUAGAAGACUGUAAACAUACCAUGCGAUAACUUAAUUGUAUAUUCAAGAUGGAGCUUUUCUAAGACUAAAGGGCUUAUUUGGAACAUUCUUCAUUUCUUCUCAAUUGACAUUUGGAUUUUAUUGUAAUGUAUUCUCCCGUUUACUCUCUCUUGCACACUUUCGCUGGCUCAUGCAUUUCGUUCAAGGUGAUGUGUGGCUCAGUGUUUGUCUGAUGAUAAAUCUGUAAUCACUGCACGUGAAGUAAAUGAGCCAAGUAAACUUCAGUUCAACUUUGGCUGCAGAUAUGAGCAAAUGAUUCUUAAGCAUACAAUCCGUGACAUUUCAAAAACUCAUCCUGAAUUUCCCUCAACCCUUACACAUAUUAACAGCUGAACAUUAAUAUGUAUUUCAUGUGUAUAAAAGUGCUCACUUUGACUCUCGCAACUUUAUCCAAACCAAACCAUUACCAAAAGUGAAAAUCGUCAAACUUUCCUGCUUUUCCCAGCUCCCUAUCAGGGACCAUGACUUAAAUUGCUGUUCGAGGCAACCUGCCCAUCACGGUUCGACAGAACACAUUUGCGCUUAACCAUAAUCUCACCCUUCACAUCAGGAAAAGUUCUUGGCGCAGAGGAAGUGGCUUGAACAUUUGUUGAUCUUGUUGUGUUGUUUCUUUCUGCUUCCCACAGUGGCCAGAUAAUUCUCUCCACAUCUAUGACAAGGGGGAAAUUGCAAAAGUCUUUCAAUAACACCGCCAGCGAUGUGCUUACGUGUGAUAAGAUGCUUCUCAUUUUGAUAUUCUCGUCGGCUGCAGGGCCCUGCUGCAGAUAUUCACUGACUUCACAAUUUUGCCCAAGCUUUCAUGCAGAAAAGUAACAGACGAGAUUUACCCCGGUAUGGGUACCGAAAUGGUUUGAGGUUUAUUAAACGAGCAGGUGCACCUGAAUCCCGGACGAGCCCCUAGUUUAAGACUUCAUUUCAAGCGCAGUCCUCUUUACUGAAUGUCGUUUCUGCAAAUCUUUCACUGAUGUGGCAUACCAGAUUUUACAUGUCAAUUGUAGUACACAGUGAGCAUUCACGCUGAAUUAGGUUCUAAUUGGAAGGAAACAGACAAAAUGUCACUUUUGGCAAUGACGCCAAUUCCCAGCUUUCCUGUAGAGAGACAGGACUUGGAGAAUGCAUGUGGGGAUAAUUUCAAAAUAUGAAAAUUAUAUAUGUUAACAUUUGAAGAGGCUAUCUUUUCAUUUGCCUUUGUUCAACCUCUUUUUCCAGUGUGGGCAAUAUUCUGUAAAAACCUUUCUUGCCUACUCAAAUAUCGCUAAUAAAAUACUGGUUUAUUUAAAAAGUUAACAUUAUUAGCUCGAGUUGCAGUCUUUUAACAAUUUUAUAUUCCUUUGAGCAUUGUCUGGGCAUUUGUUUUAUGACUGUCUUGUGAAACAAGCUUUAUACCCUCAUGUACUUCCUCUCACCAUGUGUAUGUUUAUAACAAAACUGCAUUCCUACAUGUUUCCCCAGAGGACUAAGGGUGGCUCACUGUUGUGAAUCGGUCGAGUCGGUGAUUACUGAAGAUUAUUUGAGUCAUUGGGUACAUAACUGUGACUAACAGGGUUGAAAGAGUCAAACAUUUCUCUGCGGUUUACUCUGUGAGACCGAUCGUUGCUCAACGACCUGUAAAAGGUGGAUUAUACAAACGUGGCAAGGAGAGGUGGGGUAGCGUUCGCUGCAGGGAGGCUGUAUCUUUAUCACCUGAAGCCGUCGGAGAACAGGCGUGAACUGAAUUAGUAGUUUCUGUAAAUGAAAGGACGUGAGCCACAGCUGGUUUGGAGAGGGGGAUCAGACGAGGAGGAGUGUGACAGCAGGGUGACGGUAUGGCAGCUCCAGGGGUUGCCGUGACUCUAAUGACUUCACCUUGCAGAAAUGGGUGGAAAUUACCAAUGAAAUGAGUUUUUGGCCUGGGCUUUUAGAUAUCCCUUAAAUAUGAUGGCCAGUCUUUCGGUAAUCCCCCUGAGGCAGAGAAGAGAGGUGUGUGUGUGGUUAUGUCUGUGUGUGUGAAAAAGCGAGGGGUAGGAGAGAUGAAUCGGUGAAGGUCACACACUAACAGAGUGGAUAGAAGUGCCACAGCGCUGUCUGUUGGCAGGCUAACAGAGUUGAGUUAAGCAUUCUGAGCUGUGAGGCAAGCAGAAUCUCCCUCUCUCGCUUACCGCCGCCAUGGCAGCGAACAGGCGCAGGGCGAUUGAUGAGAGGUUUAAGACCUUAAUCAUGAGGAGAAGAAGCGAGGCAGGAAGCUGGAACAUUACGUCUGGAAUGAGCUCUCUUUCAGCACUUCAUAACCCUGCAGAAGGGCUGUAGAAACCUCGGCACUGUCACGCUUCGCUGCUGAUCUCAGAUCAGCCCUCUCCUCAUCCAUUUAUCCUACCUUCUGUGGGCUUGAUUUACCAAAGCAUUUAACGCAUGCAAGACUGCCUUACUGGGGCGAAGUGAAGAAGAACAACUAUAAUUCCCCAAUCACCCACUAAAAUGUUGCUAAAAUCAGAUGCCGGCAAAACGUUUUAACACGUCAUGUUUACUUUUUUUACAAGAAUUACAGCUAUUUGAUAUAUUUCGUUUUGAGCACUCGGAGGCAAAGCUAAUCCAAGCAUAGCUUCUUUAGAAUCCAGUAACAACCCCAUCAAAUUAGCCGACCAGCUUUUAGAACUCAUUUAGCACCCCGACACUUGAUGUGGCCACCUGGAGCAAUAAUCUUCAAGAGAUGCAGUCACGCUGAAUAUCUUACUGAUUGAAUCUGUUAUCCCAAAUUGUUGUCGCUGCAGAUCUUCAGCUGUCACUGUGUCUCGCAUAAAAAUGCUAUCCGUUUUUUGCCUACAGGAUAAAACUCAUUUUCAUUGCCUUCAAAACAUUUAAUUAAAGAUCCUUAUCUGAUUUGAAACCCCACUCCUAAAUUACAAAUGAGACUACCAGAACAAGUCCUUAUCUACCUCCAGUGCAUUGCCGCUUAAGUACUCUUAAUGUACUCUGGAAAGAAGCAGUUCCAAACUUGCGGUCGAUUCAUGGCACACUCUGCUGAUGAUAUGAAUAACAAUGGUAAUGUUUUUAUACAUCUGAAGCAGCGACAUCCCUGAGAAAGGGCCAGCUGCAUUUUGAGAGCCUGACUCAGCUCACGCUGCAGUUUCAGUGUACUCUGGGCACAUGGACAAGCAUGUGAUUCUUGUUACUUAGAACCUAAAGUGAUCUAUAGUUUAGGCCGGCAGAUCUCCUGAGCUGUGGGAAAAGCUGAACCCGCUUUCAAGGACAGUUGUGCAUUUAACUCGGAAAGCCCAGCCAAAUGCAACUCCGGUUUUCUUUAAAAGGGAGGUUAAAAUUGACUGCGGCAUUAAGACUUCAGAUGGGGAUGUCACCCCAGAGCAAUCUCCUGCACUGUCAGCAGACUUUGACAUCUAGAUUAACCUUGCUGCUGUGAGCGUGCUGACGGCUCUCAUUGGGAUGCAAGAAGCAUCUCGGAUCUUCUAUUCCAAAGGUACCUUGGCCCACUCUCUCCCUGUUUGAAAAGGGAAGUAGAAAGCAUGAGCCAGCACAUACACACUGAUCCAAGGGUGGUCUUUAAGUGUGUCCGUGUUGGAGGGGAUGUUAUCGCUUUUGGACCGGAAUUGCUGAACAAUUGGUGAUCUAUCCCAGCCUUGCUUGUGUUUUCCAGCAAGCAAAAGAUAUACCAAAGGGCCUAGGAGGAUGUCUUAAAUUUCUUUCAAGUCCUUUUCAACAGAACUGUAUUAUUUCCUAAUAGAGACUACGGCCCUUUGUUCCACAGAAGAAUGUGUGUCAAUCACAACAAAAGGGGAGUGAGCUCCUUUGAGCUUCUGCUCAGCCUCUUAAAUGUAUUAUUUUAACCUUGUUCCAUUCUCUGGUCAGCUGUGGGGAAAAAGUUGUUUUACCAGGGUGAUUACUACAAGGUAGUUCCAACUUUGAGAGAAAAGUUAUUUCUCCUGUAAUUGUUUCUUUUCACUUGUGCCAGAUAAUGACUGUAACCUUGUUGGUCAAAACUCAAUAUCUAAACAGCAUGACGAUUAGUCGUCAACCCUUUUGUCGGCCAAAUUUGAAAAAUAAACUGCCAGUUGUCAACUCAAUAAGGAGUCAAUAAGUCACUUUUUCUUUCUAGCAGAAGCCUUCUGAAAUAGCUUUGUUGCAGUAUGCUUGUUUAUAAGAUUUUUGCUGCUGGGGAAAAAAGAGCUACUCUCUGCCUUGCCAAGAUGUUGUUAAUGAAAACAUUAGCUUAAACCAGGCUGGUUCUUGGAUCAGCAAAGUUAUUUUUUUAGUACAUGAUUGUAAUUCUGAGGGCACUGUUUAAAACACUGCCAUUAACUCAUGGUUCCCACAUCAGAAGUUUCAGACACAAGCGACUGUGAGCCUGGGAGACACUCUGAGCUCUGACUUGAGGACCAACUGCUGAGAAACUGCUUUAAAUGUCUUCAUUAGUGGCAAGGCUAACAGUAGAAUACCCCUGCAGUGUUAAGAGGGUGCUAACAGGGACCUACCCAUACAAUAUCCCAACUAAAAAUAACCCUGCGAGAAGGGUGGAUGGAGUGGGGCGGUGAGUUUGUGACUCAUGCUGCCUACGUUUGGCUCAGAGCUGGGGUGACAUUUCAGAUCACAGCUCGUCUGCACUAGCUCUGCCACCCACAAUGCCAUACGUUUAAGUCAGACUACUGCAAACUAGCCUCUUACUGCAGCGAACAAGAACAUGUUUGAGUCACUGUUAUAGUGCAGCAUCUGGCCUUUCAGUUUCAAUGAAGUCUAUCACAAUGAAGGUGAUGUUAUAGUUCACUGCGUGUUUAGUGCUUUUAGUACAUAGCCUUGUUAAUGCAUUUCAUGAGGUCAAAACUAAAUGUAAACAAGAAGGUGGUGAAAUCUGUGUCAAGUGUCUCCUUGUGUUCUUUUAUUGGUGCAUGUAAUGCUAAUGCGAUCACACAAACAGUUAUUUAUUACUACAUGCAAACCCUAGAGACUCUCAUUUUAGGCCAUUGCUUUCAGAGAGUUUGAUGGCUAAACGACAGCAAAAGAAAAGAAGGUCAGAAAUAAUUAAUUGGCCUUAGGUCAAAGAAGAAGCAAUGUAGGACACAUAUGCUUUUUUAGCUGCAGCGGUUUUACAAUCAUCUAGCAUGCUAUUCAACACAGGGAUGUUUUCAGAGAUUAAAUGCUACUAAUAAAACAAUUUUAUCAGUCAAGCUUUUUUGUACAGUAUGUUGUAAGAGUUGGUAUAAGGAGAGCUAUAUUCACAAAAGGGGGUUUGCAUACUUAGUAAAACAUAUUUCUAACGUAAUAUUUGGAUAAAUGUCACGGCUUGGGACCUGAACGAGUCAUGCUGGGUGAUGACUUAUUUUUUCAGACUGUUUCUAGGCUAUCUAUAACAUGUUAGCAUUACAUUGUGCUUUGUAUGUUCUGAUCAGACUUGUUGGGCUAGUUUAGGAUGUUCUUUUUUGAUGGGUUAACAGUUUCUCUCUAUGAUCUUCCUCUUGCAAAGACAGGUUUUCUAAAAUCUUAAAAUAAAUAACUUCCGCCCUUUUACCAAAAAAAGGCUUUAGAAUUCAGCAUAAUAUGCAACGGUAAUAAUACACAUCUUUUGGUAAAAUCCUAAAAAUAUUUUGCCAAGUAUUGAUUAAAGAAUGAACAUUUUAGAUGAGGUUGUUUGUAAAAUGGGGUCUUUCUUUUUCAGACCAAGCAUCCGUCUUUUCUUAAUGUGAAUCUUGUUAUGAAAGCCAUAGAUAGAUAGACUAUUUGGUAUUUAAAGCCAUACAAGGAACUAUGUUAGGAAUCGCAUUAUAAGAAGUAUAUGCACACACUUGUUCUAUCAUACCAUUAGCUUUAUGAUUUGUGAAUCAGGGAAAAAUGAGUGGAUAAAUUGUGUGGAUCUGGAAUGGAUAUGCCAUGUACAGACAAACACUGCAGUAGAAGCUUAGGAAAUAUUGUUGUCCCACUCUCACAGUGCUAAAUCCAAUCGACGCCGCGAAAGCCACAGCAGGAGCUGACAUUUCCAACCUUGUUUUAAAAGCCAACCUCAGCUAUAUUAAAGUCUGCAGGCAACAGGAUUCUCAUCUAAACAUAAUGGCUCACCAUGUAUUGUUUUGUCCAUCUUUUCAUCUCUCAAACAUCCUGGCCCUCCAGGUAGUGGACUUGCACUUGAAAACUAGAUGUCUGAGCUGACGGCGCAAUCUUAUUGUCAUGGUGCCUGGGCUCUAGUGGAAAGACCAGACAGGAAUCUGGAAUGCAGGGAGAGGAGAUAAAAUCCUAAUCACGUAUGUGAUUGGACUCUGUGUUUCCAGUAACAUAUUGGCGGAAGAGAAAUAUAUUACCAGUAGGCUGUAUUGCAGCGGCCUCAAAUCCAUGUCUACAACUUUAGUUUUCCAUUUUUAAAUGUACAAUUUGUUUAUUGGCGCAUUUGGAAUUGAUGUCAUAUAAGCAGUAUAUACUGUAAACAAGGAUAAGAGAUUCAUAAAACCAUGUUAAAAGAACUCAUAUUACACAUUAGCAAUAUCUGUGUGUGUCACUAUCAUUGUUAGUAUUCAUCUUUCAACCUAAUAUAUUUCUCUUCCUGUGAAUUGCGUGUGGGAAAAAUCCGUUGCAAUAUUAAACUGUGGGAGACAUUUAAGCUACACAUCUGUACGCAUUUGUUUAUCCAGUGUAUGUGGUCUUUUUCAUCGAGGCUAACGCAAGAACAGCAGUCGGGCGAUGCUGAGUUCAAAUGUCUGAAUAUUUAUGUGACGAGUGCAGAUAUUUUGUGUUUUCAUUGCCAUUGAGCUGUGUACGGUUGAAAAAUAAUAACUUUGUGACACCCUCUGGCAUCCACAGUAAUGUAUUUUCCAUCUGAGAAGUCCUAGCUGAAGUGCUGACUUUACGAUUUCUCUUGAGUAUUUCUAUCAUCUUGUCCGGACCCUCGUUAGAAUGAAAAAGGGACGAGGUGUGAAAAAAAAUCUCACGGUUCCUCUAUUUGUAACUCAUCGUUAAUCCACCUGUGUUCUGUUUACUGAUCCAUCUAUAAACUAAAAACAGCUGUAACUAACUAUGUAUCCUAUGAUGAUUUAUGUAGACUUAUUCUAUAAAUAAAGAGAAAAAAUACAA
Molecule: messenger RNA, 11302 nt
Organism: Puntigrus tetrazona (Sumatra barb)
Lineage: Eukaryota; Metazoa; Chordata; Actinopteri; Cypriniformes; Cyprinidae
Gene: ntrk3a
Product: neurotrophic tyrosine kinase, receptor, type 3a
Exons: 17
Coding region: 306-2765 (819 amino acids)
Biological process (GO): positive regulation of kinase activity; protein phosphorylation; multicellular organism development
Cellular component (GO): axon; signaling receptor complex; plasma membrane
Molecular function (GO): neurotrophin binding; ATP binding; neurotrophin receptor activity
Source: RefSeq, a predicted model, not a curated record